Molecule: messenger RNA, 2282 nt
Organism: Drosophila willistoni
Lineage: Eukaryota; Metazoa; Arthropoda; Insecta; Diptera; Drosophilidae
Product: putative sodium-coupled neutral amino acid transporter 11
Exons: 10
Coding region: 436-2046 (536 amino acids)
Biological process (GO): amino acid transmembrane transport
Molecular function (GO): amino acid transmembrane transporter activity
Source: RefSeq, a predicted model, not a curated record
CCACACACACACACUCUGCACACCACUCGCAAAUCCUUGUGUGUCUUCUGUGACAAUGUGUCGGCAAUUUAUGUAAAGUGAUAGUGUGAGAAGGACUCUUGGGUAUGCCUAAGGAGCAAACAAAUUGUUGAAAUUUAAUAUUAUCUCUAUUAUAUAUAGUUUGUAUAUAUCUUCCAGGCUGCUGUGACUGUGACUCCCACUAUCUGUGUGUUUUGUGUGUGUGCGUGCGUGUGUGUGUGUAUGUUUAUUAGUGUGCGUGUAAAUAUUUUAGCCAUCUACCCACCUAAAACGGCAACUAGCAAAAACUUAAACAAAACUUCUUCAACUAAAAGACAAACUAUAAAAUCUUCAUCGACCACGAAGGAAGCAACAAAAAAGCUGUUAAAACUUUUCUCUCCCCCACAAUCCUCAUCCUCAGACGAGUAAAGCCCAAAAAUGAACGACAGUAGACGCAAUACGGCCACUGAAUUUAGUUAUAUACUACAGCGGCAGGGCAGCGAUGUAUCCGCCACUGAGGCUUAUGCAUUCGAUGACUUCAACAAUUUAAUGAAGAACAAUCCUCAGACUACACAUCAGCAACAGCAGCAGCAGCAAUCUCAUCAGCAACAGCAACAACCCUCCAGCAACCAGCAGCAGCAGCAGCAGCAACAGCAACAACAGCAGCAGCAGAAUGGUUUAAUGGGCGGUGGAUUGGGCGUGGGCGAUGCGUUGUCCUCGUUGCCACAAGCUUCGUUCAACUAUAUCAACUCCAUUGUGGGCAGCGGAGUCAUUGGCAUACCCUAUGCCCUACAUCGGGCCGGCUUUGGUCUCGGUUUGGCCCUACUCAUUCUGGUCGCCUACAUAACCGAUUAUUCACUCAUUCUAAUGGUUAGAUGUGGUCACAUUUGCGGCCGUUUCAGUUAUCCAGGCAUUAUGGAAGCGGCCUAUGGCAAAUACGGUUACUAUUUGCUCUCACUGUUGCAAUUCAUGUAUCCUUUUCUGGCCAUGAUUUCGUACAAUGUUGUCGUUGGAGACACUUUAUCCAAAGUCCUUGUGCGCUUCUUUCCCUCCUGGGGCGCCUCAAUGGGUGCCGUUCGAUUGGGCGUUGUGUUCUUUGUCAAUGUUGGCGUCGUAAUGCCCUUGUGCCUGUACAAGAAUGUCUCGCGUUUGGCCCGAGCCAGUUUCAUUAGCUUGGCGUGUGUAGUCUUCAUUUUGUUUGCUGUCAUUAUAAAGCUCAUGUCGGGCGAUUAUAAAGUGACGGACACUGCCGAAUCUUGGCGUUUUGCUAACACGGAUCUUAUACCAGCCACCGGCAUCAUGGUAUUUGCCUUCAUGUGCCAUCAUAACACAUUUCUGGUCUAUCAAUCGAUGCGCGAUGCCACGCUGGAACGUUGGGAGAAGGUCACACAUAUUUCCAUAGGUUUUGCCUGGACAGUGGCCGCCCUCUUUGGCAUUGCUGGCUAUUCCACUUUUCGUGCAUUGUCACAAGGUGAUUUGCUGGAGAAUUAUUGCUGGGAUGACGAUUUGAUGAACUUUUCGCGUGUCCUCUUCUCCAUAUCCAUAUUGUUGACCUUCCCGAUUGAAUGCUUCGUUUCACGUGAAAUUGUACGCGCUUUAGUUCAUCGUUUUGUGCUAAAGGAACCCAUUACCGAAUUCACCCAGGAUAAGGACCCAAAUUUGGAGAAGGGAGCCGAAAUUGAUGAGUACUCGAAAGCCAUUACCAUGGCAAUUGUAUUCAGCGCUUUUAUAAUAUCACCCAUGACCGAUUGCCUGGGCUCUGUAUUGGAAUUGAAUGGUCUAUUGGCAGCCAUACCACUGGCUUAUAUACUACCUGGCCUGGCCUACAUACAAAUGGAGCCACAUGCUCUGUUCAGUCGCGAAAAGUUACCCGCCUUGGGGUUGGUUGUGUUUGGAGCUUUGGUAACCAUUUUGGGAGCAGCUGUUCUACUGCCCGGCCUAAUGGGCGGCGAUUGUCGAUCGGAUAUUGUGAUGGGAUAUUGUCGACAAGAGUUCCAAGGCAAUAAUUCCACCGUCAAUGAGGUGGCCGCUAGUAAACUAACAAAUUAAGAGGGAGAGAGAUGAAAUGUUGAAGCAUCGAAGCCAAUGAGCAAUGUUAAUUGUUUAGUUUAGGGAAUUAAUGGUAAAGGAUUGGGAUAAUUUUUGGCAUAUUUUGUUGAUGUUUUAUGUUUUUUUUUUUUUUAACUGGAAUGAAUGUACGAAGGAAACUUGUAGGUACCUGAGAUGUCUCUGAAGUUCUAACCAACUGGGCAAGUGAUAAACUCAACCUGAAUUUCAGUACAAAA